CAAGUAUCGCGCGCAACGAAAACCGGCGUUCAUCCGCGCGUCAUAUCAGACUUCGAUAAUCGCGUCGCUCAGUUUCGAACGAAUCCCGCGAGUCAUCGAUAUCGCAUCUGUCGCUAUUUCUGCGAGCAGCAUACAUUAUUUUUCCGAAUACAUGUAAUAUUGUUCGAUUUAUAUAUACAUGGAGUAUUUUAAGCGUUUAUUGAUGUUUAAAGUCGACGUUUCGACGACCGAUUAACAGAUACACAACGGAUAAAUGUAAAAUUAGUGUAAAUAAAAAUGGACUCCCAAGACAGUUCCCAGAUCAGCAUAUCUGCUGAUAAGACUGAUGUAUCUCAAUCGGAAGCUAUGAGCAACUCAAGUAACGAUAAUACUAAAAACUAUAUUGAAAAUGUUCUCAAAGAAGAUAAAGGAUCUGAUAAAUCACCAUCUGAAGAAGGUACUAUAGAAAUACAAGAUGAAACAAAUAAAGAAAUACAAGAUGAAACAAAUAAAGAGGCAACUACAAUAGCUUCUGAAAAAGAUACGACUCCAUCAAAUGUAACUGAUGAAGAUAUUGUAGAGAUGCAUAGUGAAACAAAUAAAGAAGCAACUGUAAUUUCUGAAAAAGAUGCACUUCUAUUAAAUAUAAAAACAAGUGAUUCUGCUACACAUUUACAAACUAUUGAAAAAGAUGAUCACAUAGAAAUUGAAGGGCUAUCAUUUGAGAAGGAUGUUGAUACUAUAACAAGUGAAGAAAAUAAUAUAGUUGAAAGUUCUUGUAAAGAAAGUGUAUCUGUUAAUAUAGACAAGGAAACAACAGAACUAAGUACAUUCAAUUUGACAGAAAAAUGUAAUACAAAACAGCCAUUAAAUCUUGAAGAUUUAUGCAAUAUAUCAGAUAAUAUAGGAAAUGAUUGUACAAAACUUACUAGUGUAAAUGAAACAUCAUUUAAAGAAAAACCUGAAGAUUCUGACAUUCCAGAUGAAUCAAGUGUUACUGCAGAUGAUCUGCAAAUAUCUCAAAAGAAUGUUGAAUUGUCAAAAAAAGUGGAAUCGGAAUCAUCAGAUAGUAAUUUGGAAAAUCCUGAUAAAGAUUUGUCUGAGAAAAACAUUGAGCCUGAAAAUACAGAAUUUGUACAAUUUUCUCACGACAAACAUGAUGAUUCGCAAAUUGAAGGACAAUCUAUAGACGCAGAAGAUCCGUUUGGUGGUGACAAUCUUACUUCUGAUAAUAUCGAACCAGUGGAAACUGAUAGUCUUGUAGAGGAUGAUAUUAGUUUCAAAAACUUAUAUGAGCAAGGUGAUAAUUUACAGGAUGCAGUGAAUGCCAGAAACAAUGAUUCUAAUAAUGAUAAACUUAAUGUUGAUUGCACAUCAAACAAUCUAAAAGAUACUGAUGUUAAUAAAGUUGUGGAUAAUAUUACUAAAGAAUCAAAUAAUGUACAAACUACUAUUGAUUCUCUUGAAAGUGCAGCAAUAGAUACUGAUCUCCCAGAUACAAAUAUAUCUGAAACAGAAGCAGGAAGUAUAUCACCUACAAAAUCAUUCGAUAAACAAGUUGAACAGACCAAAAAAGCUAUUGAAGAAAUUACACCAAUGGAAACAGAUGAGGAACAAACUGAUGUAUUACCAGGACAGGAUGACGAGCUAUGUAUUAUCCCAGAUAGUAUGAAAGUAAUAAUACCAAAUAAAUCAAGUAAAACAAUAGAUGAACAAAAUGAAUCUAUGCUUGAAAAAAACGCGAAAGACGAUGAAACAAUACAAAACUGUACUAAAUCUAAUUCUGAACUUGACAAAGAUGUUUCAGGCAAAGAUGAACCUCAAUCAGCAAUUAUGGAAAAUAAAAAUAAUAGCGAAGAUAGUACAAUGGCUACACAAAAUGAAUCAACGGUAGAAGUACAAACUGCAACAACAGACAUUAUUAACAUUGACGAUGAGUCCAAGAGCUCAGAAGUAGAAGAGGUUACUACUAAAGAGACGUGCAAGCAAUGUGGCGAAGAAAGAGCAUGUAAAAUUCGGGUCAAGAUUGGUACAGAAAACUAUCAUGUAUGCUCAAAAACAUGUAAAGCAUUGUUUAAAGCAGCCAAUAAUAAAACGAUAGACAUACCAAGCCAAGGAGCUACCUCUAAACGAGAGAAACGUUGCGCAUCUUGUUUGCUAAUUAUAGAAGCAAAUGAUGAACGAAACCUUUCUUGGGAAACCAUGGAAUUUUGUAAUGAGGAAUGUUUGGGAAAGUUCCAAAGAAAAUAUGGAAGUUAUUGUAAGAAUUGUAACGGUGCAGUUCAAGCUGUAAGUUUAGGCAAAUAUUGUGUGAGAUUUGGAUGUGAUGUAAGACAAUUUUGUUGUUCAACAUGUUUAGAGGAAUUUAAAAAGGGUUUAAAAGUGUGUAGUUACUGUCAGAAAGAUAUAAGUUUUAGCACAGACGGUUUUCUCGCUCCAGUUGGGGAGAAAGGACAAUUUAAAGACUUUUGUACUCAGGAUUGUAUGGAAAAAUAUUCAAAAUUAAAUUCUUCGGAACCUCCAACUACAGAAAAAAAGCCAUGUAGCGUUUGUCAAGAGGAGAAACUUGUACACUGCGAAGUUCAGAUAUAUAAUAGUACUCCAGUAGCCAUAUGUAGCGAACCCUGUUUUGCAGCAUUUAAAUUUGUGAAACAAGUCAAACCUGAGCAGUGCUCUACCUGCAAGAAAUUUUUUGAAUUACCAAAUAAACAGCAUUUCAUUGUAUUUUACGAUAAUGAGCCCCAUACAUUUUGUAAUAAAACAUGCUUAAAUAUAUUUAUCAUAACAAAUAGGAAGAUAGUUCCAUGUAAUUGGUGCAAAGUAAAGAAAUAUAACUUUGAUAUGAUUAAAAAGGAACUGAAAACAGGACCAACCUUGAUGAUGUGCAGCUUAAAUUGUUUGACAUUAUAUCAAGUUUCUAUCAAUGCAGUAUCUGCAAAACGAAUAAACUGUGAUUUUUGUAAGGAAUACUCUUUAGCACAUUAUCAUCUCACAAUGUCAGAUGCCACAAUACGAAACUUUUGUUCGUAUAAUUGUGUCAUGAAUUUUCAAGCGCAGUACACUAAAUCCCCCAUAACUAUACCAUCGAGCGAUGAUCCCGUACCUACAGGAAUGCCUAAAAGGACCACUUUAUCACAAAAAAGCGCAAAUCAGACCAUUCAAAAGUCCAAUGACAUACAAAGUAAAAAGAGUAUGCCGGUCAUCUCCUCAGUAACUAGCUUAGCCGCGCUAGGAAAUGGGCAAGCAAGCCCGAACUCACAACAAAAUAGCAUGGUUAUGCCUACGAACGCGAUACCGAAUCAAUCGACGCAAAUUGUCUACAAGCAACAAGUCAUUACUAGGCCACCUAGUCCAGUGAAAAUUCAAAACAAGACGACUCAAUGCAAGCCUUUAGUGCACACGAAAGGGGUUUCCGUGCGUCCUCAUCCUUGCACAAAGUGGACACAGACGAAAGAGAAAGUUCAACAAGUGGUCGUACCAAUACCAGUACCAAUUUAUGUUCCGUUUCCGAUGCACAUGUACAGUAUGCCCUUUCCAGUUCCAAUGCCUUUUCCGCUGCCUAUACCCGUUCCCUUAUUUAUACCCACUACAAGAAACAGCGCUAAGGGAAUUAUGAAAGAUAUUAAAAAAAUACAAGAAAAGAUACCAGCCGACCCGUAUGAAGCCGAACUCCUUAUGAUGGCGGAGAUGGUAGCUACUGAAAAGAAGACUAAUGACAGCGAUUCGGACUCGGUGGAUGAUAGGGAAGAUGACACAGCUGACCAAGACAAUUUACAUAGUGAUGGUUUCAGUCCAGAAGCGGUUGAUUCCAAUAACGCGUUUGGGGAUGACAUGUUGCAAAUGGCGUUAAAAAUGGCAACAGGAGAAUUAGACGAGCCGGCAGUCGAUUUGGAAGCUGCCUUGACGCCGAACACAAUUACAGCUACGCAAGCACCAUCGCAGCCAGAGACCGCUAUGGACAACGAUGUACAAUCGGAACGAUUAAUGGUUGCCUCUAGAGGAAGAAAACGUGUAAUGCCAUAUAAACCACGAUCAACACCGACCAAACGAAUGAGACGCGUCUCUGGUACAAAUGACAUGCCAUUAAUGCCACCACCGGAACCACAACCACCUCCGCAGCCGCGUAUUAUAGAACCAAUGGAAAAACCUGACGCAAAUAUGGCAUUAAAAUAUACAUUUGGUGUAAAUGCAUGGAGACAAUGGGUAAUUGGAAAGAAUGCCGAAUUAGAAAAACAAAUUACACCAAUGAGGAAAAUAAAGUUGUUCAAGACAGAUCUUUUACAACUUACCGCAGAUGAGUUAAAUUAUUCUUUAUGCCUUUUUGUGAAGGAAGUAAGAAAGCCAAACGGUGCAGAAUAUGCUCCUGAUACAAUAUAUUAUCUCUGUCUAGGAAUACAGCAAUACCUGUUUGAAAAUAACAGGAUUGACAAUAUAUUCACAGAUUCAUAUUAUGAGAAAUUUACAGACUGUUUGAACGAAAUAGCAAAAAAGUUUUCUGCAUUAUACAACGAAGCACAAUAUAUAGUGACCAGAGUGGAGGAAGAGCACUUAUGGGAAUGCAAGCAAUUGGGUGCCCAUUCUCCACAUGUUUUAUUAAGCACACUUAUGUUUUUUAACACAAAACAUUUUAAUCUUGUGACAGUGGAAGAACAUAUGCAGCUUUCUUUUUCUCAUAUUAUGAAACAUUGGAAACGUAACCCAGCUGCUCAACCUACAGCAAUGGCAGGGAAAGUUCCUAAUUCAAGGAAUGUCCUUCUUAGAUUUUAUCCACCACAAUCAGCUCUUGAAGCUAAUUCAAGAAAAAAGAAAGUGUAUGAACAACAGGAAAAUGAAGAAAAUCCAUUGAGAUGUCCUGUUAAGCUAUAUGAAUUUUAUUUGUCGAAAUGCCCUGAAAGCGUUAAAACACGAAAUGAUGUCUUUUACCUAUUGCCAGAACGCAGUUGUGUACCAGAUAGUCCAGUAUGGUAUUCGACAUCGCCUCUUGCGAAGGAACACCUCAUCAAAAUGUUAUAUCGUAUUAAAAUGGUUAAAGAAAUUAACGUAGCUUUACUAACAAGUUAAUUUUAUAUAUUGAUCUCUUGUAUUGUUAAAGUGAUUUAAAAAAACAGGAAAUACAAUUAACUAUUUUAACAUUUUGACUGUCAUCUGAUAGUUUGAGCUUAAUUACGGGAUCUAAAAUGUUUUGACUGUAUUGCUUGUUAGCCAUUAAGAUAAUCUCUUGGAAGACUAGUAUACUUAAGAAAGAUUAUCUAGAAUUGAGAUUCAUGUGUGCUCUGUUUUCAAUUCACAGAUUUUCUUAAAAAACAAUACGCUAGUCUAUAUGAAGAGAUAUUUUGGCUUUGUUCACUAGAACACAAGCAUAUGGAUCAAUGUAUAAGAUCGUUCAAAGUGUUAAAAAAACAUGGUGAAAAAAUGAUUAUAAAAAUAGAACAAGAAUAAUACAAUACAGAAAUGUAGAAUUAAAUGAAUUUUCCAGUUACUGUAUAUUUUUCACUUCACAAUAAAAAAAAUUUAUUGGCUAUAAGAAGUAUCUAAGAUUACAAAUAUAUUAAUAGCAUAUAUAUAUAUA
This is a messenger RNA of Cataglyphis hispanica, 5548 nucleotides long. It is a transcript of the gene woc, whose product is annotated as zinc finger MYM-type protein 4. Gene Ontology annotation, molecular function: zinc ion binding. The transcript is spliced from 12 exons. Lineage: Eukaryota; Metazoa; Arthropoda; Insecta; Hymenoptera; Formicidae. Bases 277 to 5040 code for a protein of 1587 amino acids. The record is from RefSeq and is a predicted model, not a curated record.